GCGCUUGGCAGUUCAAAUCUAGCAGGCGAUUAGCACGGCCAUCGUAGCCAGGAUUCUGAGCCCAUUCCACCACGCUCGUGUGUCUGCACGCUGGGAAGCCGAGUUUCGGGUCCGGUUUGGUCCGCUUAGACCCCGCGCUUUUUUAUUCAGAGCGAACGGUGCAACGGAACGGUGGGGUGGUGGGAGAGAAGCAGCCAAUAAGCAAAAAGAAGAAGAAGAAAAAAAACAUCUGCCAGUUAGCCCUGCAACAUCAGAAGGAGCAGAGCACAGGCACACACAGGCGCGCACGUCUGUUAUUUCGAUUGUUCCUUCCCACUCCCAUCCCCGGUUGCCCUUCUGCGAACGGACCUCCGUGACGCUUCCAGCACGGGGGGGAGAAACUCGUGCACUGUGUGUGAUUGGUGUGUGAGUGACUGUGUGUCGGGAAUUUCGUGAGAAAGGGGGCAGCGAGGCGUUCGCCAGCAGCGAUCAACAAAAGAAAAACAAAGUCGACGUGUUUCCAGUGACACCGCACCACGCAGCAAACGUCGCUGAUCCAACGUCAGAUUUCGUCGCCGAGGUCGGUGCUGAUUACGUUCUGCCUCUCCUUCGUCUCGCUGCUAGAGCCGUGUGCAAUAGCCGGAGCUCCCGGAGAAGCGUGCAAUUGUACAAGUGUGUAUGUGAGCUAGCUGUGUCCGGUACCGGGCAAAGACAGGACAGGAGGGCACACGGUACGCAGCGGCUCAACAGAAACAUCUACUGCAAUCCCCCAACAUAUCCGAACACACGACGACUGGCAGCGACGACACGGCAAUCACCAUGAAGCUGGAAUCGCGACCAAUCACGGAGAACCCGAUGCAUAUAAAGCGUGCCUCCACCGAGAAGCUGCGUGAAAUCUUCGGCAAAUAUGCGACCCAACAAAUCAAUGGCGAACCGUACAUGACCAGCGCAGACUUUGUCCGAAGCUUUCUCGGACAAUCGUACAAUGAGGAAUCCAUCAAACUGAUCGCCGGCAUUGCCGACACGAGCAAGGACGGGCUGAUCUCGUUCGCCGAGUUUCAGGCGUUCGAGGGGCUGCUCUGCACCCCGGACGCCCUGUACAAAACCGCGUUCCAGCUGUUCGACCGUAACGGCAACGGCUCGGUCACGUACAGUGAGUUUGUCGAUGUAUUCAAAAAGACAGAUCUGCACGCUAAAAUCCCGUUCAAACUGGACGGCCCUUUCAUACAGCUUUACUUCGGCAAGGACCGCCAGCGGGUGAUCAAUUACGUCGAGUUUAGCCAGUUUUUGCACGACUUCCACGAGGAGUGUGCGAUGGAGGCGUUCCGCCUGAAGGACACCUCCGGCUCCGGGUUUAUCUCGGCGCUCGACUUUCAGGACAUUAUGGUGAACGUGAAGAAGCACCUGCUGACGAGCGAGGUGCGGGAUAAUCUGAUCGCGGUUACCGAGGGGCACCGGGUAAGCUUUCCCUACUUUAUGGCAUUUAACUCGCUGCUCAACAACAUGGAGCUGAUCAAGCGCAUUUACCUGAACGCGACCAGCGGCAACCGGGCGGAACCGAUUACCAAGGACGAGCUGCUGCACUCCGCCCAAACGAUGAGCCAAAUUACGCCGCUCGAGAUCGACAUCCUGUUCCAGCUGACCGGCGUCAUCCAUCAGAGCGGUACAUCCAUUUGGCGGCGGCAUAGCAAAACGAUAGACAAAAAUAGACGGAUCGUGUACAAUGAUCUUAGCAACAUUGCGCCGGAACAUUACAUCAAAAACAUCACCCACCGGCUAGCGGAAAUCAAAGCCGUCGAAUCGCCCGCCGACCGAUCCUUCCUGAUACAGAUGCUCGAGAGCACGUACCGGUUCACGCUGGGAUCCGUCGCCGGCGCGGUCGGUGCUACGGCCGUCUAUCCGAUCGAUCUGGUGAAGACGCGAAUGCAAAACCAGCGUACCGGGUCCUUUAUCGGCGAGGUGGCCUACCGGAACUCGUGGGACUGCUGCAAGAAGGUCAUCCGGCACGAAGGCUUCCUGGGGCUGUACCGUGGGCUGGUGCCGCAGCUGAUGGGCGUCGCGCCCGAGAAAGCGAUCAAGCUGACGGUGAACGAUUUUGUGCGCGACAAGCUGACGGACAAGCAGGGCAACAUUCCGCGCUGGGGCGAGGUGCUUGCCGGCGCUUGUGCUGGUGGAUCGCAGGUCAUUUUCACCAACCCGCUCGAGAUCGUGAAAAUUCGGCUACAGGUGGCGGGCGAGAUUGCGGGCGGUGCGAAGGUCCGCGCGCUCAGCGUGGUCCGCGAGCUCGGCCUGUUCGGGCUGUACAAGGGGGCGCGGGCGUGCCUGCUGCGCGACGUACCAUUUUCCGCCAUCUACUUCCCGAUGUAUGCUCACACGAAGGCGGCGUUCGCGGACGAGGAGGGCUACAACCAUCCGCUGACGCUGCUGGCGGCGGGAGCGAUCGCCGGCAUACCGGCCGCCUCGCUCGUGACGCCGGCGGACGUGAUCAAGACGCGGCUGCAGGUGGUCGCCCGCUCCGGCCAGACAACGUACAGCGGGGUAAUGGAUGCGGCUAGGAAGAUCAUGGCUGAGGAGGGUCCGCGUGCCUUUUGGAAGGGAACAGUCGCCCGCGUGUUCCGUUCGUCGCCCCAGUUCGGCGUCACACUCGUGACGUACGAGCUGCUGCAGCGCAUGCUGUACGUCGACUUUGGCGGUUCGCGACCGGCCGGCUCGGACGUAGCGAAGGCGAAGGUCGACGUGGCACGCGUCAACCCAGACCACAUCGGUGGCUACCAGGCAGCACUGCCCAUGCUGAACGGCAUCGAGACCAAGUUCGGCCUCAGUCUGCCCCGCUUCGGCGCGCCCGCGGCCGUGAAGCGUCAGGCCUCAUGAUAAGGCUCCUCCCUGCUGCCGUCCCGGAUGACUGCCUUUCUCCCCGGGGGGAGACGUGCGAACCGGCGCCGCUCUAGUUACGAUAUCGAACUUCCUAUCACGAGAAAACAAACCAGAACUACAAAUAUAUCUAAUACGACUAUUACGAUUA
Molecule: messenger RNA, 3001 nt
Organism: Anopheles coluzzii
Lineage: Eukaryota; Metazoa; Arthropoda; Insecta; Diptera; Culicidae
Gene: aralar1
Product: calcium-binding mitochondrial carrier protein Aralar1
Exons: 10
Coding region: 799-2850 (683 amino acids)
Biological process (GO): L-glutamate transmembrane transport; malate-aspartate shuttle; aspartate transmembrane transport
Molecular function (GO): L-glutamate transmembrane transporter activity; L-aspartate transmembrane transporter activity; calcium ion binding
Source: RefSeq, a predicted model, not a curated record